AUGAAGUUCCUGAUCUGCACUUUGGCCGUGCUGGGCGCUGCACAGGCGGGUUUGUUGCCACAUGUGGACCAUCACGAUCAAUUCGAUCAUCACGACUUGCAUCACGACUUCGUGGACGCCGAUGUGCAUCACUCGGAUGGCAUACAUUUGGGCCACUCCUCGGCAGUGGUCAUUGAUGGAGCCGAGCAUCCGCAUCCUGUCUACCAUCACCACGAUGAGCAUGUCGGCCAUUUGGAUGUGCAUCAUACGGAUGUGCAUGCCCCAGCGGCCAAGAUUGUCCACCACGACGCCAUCCAUCAAGUGGAGCCGGUGCAUCACGUGACCAAGGUGGUGCAUCACGAGCCCCACCACUUCCUGCACUACACCAAUCCCGUGGUCGAUCACCAUGUGGUUCAUCACAAUGCCCACGUCGAUGAACAUGUCCAUGCCGCCGAUUUGCAUCACAGCGAUCUCCACCAUGGCUAUGGCCAUGGCUAUGUGCACCAUCAUUCGGCCCCUCUGGUGCACCACCAUCAUCACAGUCAUGCCGCUUUAGUCCAUAAGGUGUAUCCCGCUCAUCUGGACACGCACAGCCCUGCGAACAUCUUGGCCUUUGCCAAGCACCAUCUGCACGGCAAAUACGGCAAAGUGAGAAUCACUGAGACGCAUUAUUAA
This is a messenger RNA of Scaptodrosophila lebanonensis, 654 nucleotides long. RefSeq names its product histidine-rich glycoprotein. Lineage: Eukaryota; Metazoa; Arthropoda; Insecta; Diptera; Drosophilidae. The record is from RefSeq and is a predicted model, not a curated record. The transcript has 2 exons. The coding region runs from base 1 to 654 and encodes 217 amino acids.